Pocillopora meandrina is the source of this 1596-nucleotide messenger RNA. Lineage: Eukaryota; Metazoa; Cnidaria; Anthozoa; Scleractinia; Pocilloporidae. The record is from the annotation of a GenBank genome assembly.
AAAGCACCCUUUAGGGCCGUCUUUACAAAUCUUGGUGCGAGCGGAAGAUUUGGUCCAACAACGCUGGGCAGUUACUAUACAGGUCAGGAUCACGACGGACAAGUGAAAUUGUCGAGCGGUAUUCAACAAUGGACUGUGCCGUACACUGGUGAAUAUAGAGUAGAAACAGUAGGAGCAGCAGGAGGGUACGGUAAGACCAAGGACAAAAAAAGAAGCGCCUCUAGUUACAGAGGAAGAGGUGCAAGAAUGGUUGGAAGUUUCAGUUUAUCCAAAGGUGAGAUUAUUCACAUACUUGUUGGUCAAGAAGGAACGAUCAACAACAGUCCAAAGUUUCCGUUCGCUAGUGGAGGUGGUGGAGGGACAUUUGUCGUUAGAGGUGGUAUUACACCCUUAAUAAUAGCUGGAGGUGGUGGGGGCGUGGAUACAUUACUUUCAAGGCAGCCUGGGUGCGACGCCAGUGUAAGCACAUCAGGGAAUCCUGGAUACAGAUCAUGGUCAGGGGGGAGCAAUGGACAUGGUGCACAGACUGCUGAUAAUGAUAAUUCUGGUAAGGUUGCACUACGAUCACGUAACCCUUUUCAGCUUUGUACGCUGAAAUUGCUAUGCCUUCUCAUACGGUAGAAAUGUACAAAGUCAAAUGGGAUCUUGCUUCUUCUAAAUAGUAACCAAAGAUCCUUCCCCCUAUCGCAACGUAUAUCACGCUCUACUCCUAAGUGUCGAGCACUGUAAAAUGGAAAAAUCAAUACACAGACUUCCUAUAUAUAUAUAUAUAUGUAUGUAUGGUGAAUUUGAUAUUUUCUUGUUUUCAUUUUAUGUUUUUUAUAUUUUUUUUUUGAAAAAGGUUUUAACGUAAGUCUUAUCUACUUGAACUGUGGGGUCUUUCUAAAAAACAUAAAAUACAUCGAAAGGUGGAAUUAAUAAGAGGAGUUUUAGGAUAAUUUAACUUAAUUUGAAAAAGUUUGUGUUGAUAGUUGCAAGAAUGGUUCAGCACAUGAAAACAAGCAUUUAAAGAAUGUCCUUUUGCAUCGGAAAAUUGAGUUUAGCAUAUAUUAAAGGAGAUUUGGUGAUAAUAAUAUUAUGAUGUAUUUCCCUUCCUUUCCUCUGGCCCACCUCUUCCAGAAAGUGUAUUUGAUUAUAACUGCAUUUUUGGUUCAAAAAUACUUUCCCCGGUUGAUUGUGAAGAGAAAUUAUUAUUAAUUUAUUUGUUUCCUUUUUUUUUUUCUUUAUUUCAUUCUUGUUAUGACUUUAAUAACAGGUGGCGGCGGGGGCGGUUUUUACUCCAGUGGAAGAAGUUCAAAGAUGUUUGGUGGCACCAUGGGAGAUGGUGGAGAAGGUGGCAAAGGUUUCCUUCAGGGAGGGGUGGGUGGAAGAGCCAAAUUUAACAAUAUUGUGGGUGGUUUUGGAGGUGGUGGCGGUUCAUAUGGACGAUCAGGAGGCGCCGGAGGAGGAGGAGGGUACUCUGGGGGAAGCAGUGGAGAUAAUGAAUAUGAUGCCUGUGGGGGUGGGGGAGGCUCCUAUAAUGUUGGUAAAGAUCAGCAGAGUGAAUGUUGUUAUAAUGCAGCUGGUCACGGUCGGGUGAUCAUUACACUGUUGUAG